Messenger RNA from Neltuma alba, 1373 nucleotides. RefSeq names its product processed variable antigen-like. NCBI's taxonomy places the organism in Eukaryota, Viridiplantae, Streptophyta, Magnoliopsida, Fabales, Fabaceae. The transcript has 2 exons. The coding region runs from base 232 to 1356 and encodes 374 amino acids. The record is from RefSeq and is a predicted model, not a curated record.
UUGCAUUUGUGGGUUAAGAUCUAUAAUAAGACUUCGACCCACUUGGCUAAGGUGGUGAAAGAUCACAUCUUGAUCUUCGCAACGUCGAAUUGUUCCUUCUCAGCUUCUACCUCCAUUUCUAAUAAAAGAAAGGGACCGUUUCUUUGCGUAGAUUGCUCAUUUCGAAAUCAGCAGGCUGCUUCUUCCGGGUAUUCGGGGAAAAGUGAAGUUUGAGGGAGAGGAAUCUCCAUCAUGUUCAAGUCGGCUCAGAGGAACCAGAGAUCCAGAGGCUUCAAGGUGAAGCAUGCACUACAAUUAUGUGUUGCGCUUGGCCUUUGUGUCUGGCUGGGUUACCAAAUCAAACAAUCUUAUGAGAAGAAAGUAUCAUAUGGGGAAAGCACACGAACCAGCGGCGAGACUGUGAGGUUGGGGAGGAAGGAUCUCAACCCGCGCACAGAGGAAACCUCCAUCAUAGAUGCAAGGCAUAGGGAGGAGGAGGAUGAAGAAAGCAAGCAUGAAGAGCAAAACAAGAUGGAUGAUACUAAUGGCGUGGAUAAUGAGAUUUCAACCCAAAAAGCUGAGCAAGAAAACAAAGAAGGGGAUUCUGAGCGUCAAGAGGAGUCAGUAGAUCAAGAGAAAGCGAGUGAACUGAGUUCUGAAAAUGCUGGGACGGGGCAGGAAGGUGAGGCGGAUCAAAAGAAAUUUGGCGACGAGAAUGGCGUAAAUGAUAGCCAGGGAAAUGAUAAUGAAGAGAAGAAGAAUGAAGAGAACAAAGAGACAAGGGAGACUAGAGAGAACGAAAGUCAGCAAGAGAAUGGAGAGGCAAAAGAGACAGAGAACCAGGAGAAUGAAGAAAAAAGAACUGCAGUGAGGGAACAAGAGAAGAAUGAAGAGAACAAAAAUGAAGUGGAGAACAAAGAGACGGGAGAGACUAGAGAGAACGAGAGUCAGCGGGAGAAUGUAGAGGCAAAAGAGACAGAGAAUAAGGAAAAUGGAGAAAACAGCACUGAAGUGAAGGAACAAGAGAAGAAGAAUGAAGAGAACAAAGAUGAAGUGGAGAACAAAGAAAAUGGAGAGGCUAGAGAGAACGGGAAUCAGGAAGAGCAUGUAGUGGCAAAAGAGACAGAGAAUAAGGAAAAUGGAGAAAGCAGCACUGGAGUGAAAGAGCAAGAGAAGAAUGAAGAGAACAAAGAUGGAGUGGAGAACAAAGAGAAUGGAGAGGCAAAAGAGACAGAGAAUAAGGAAAAUGGGGAAAGCAACACUGAAGUGAAGGAACAAUUGGACGAUGUUAAAGAGCAAGUUAAUGAUAACAAAAGGAAGAGGAGAGCAGCUCAUCUGAAAAAGAGCAAGAAGAGGAUGAGAAGAUUCAGGAAGUGACUUCAUCUGAGGAUCAA